UUUCUUUUCUGAUCAAACGUUUUGUAAGUUUAUUCAAAGUCAGUUACAAAUUAACGAACUGGAAAUUGUUGUUUACCAACAUGCCCAAGUAUUACUGCGAUUAUUGCGAUACAUAUUUGACACACGAUUCACCGUCCGUUCGCAAAACCCAUUGCACGGGCCGCAAGCAUCGUGAUAAUGUGAAGUUUUACUACCAAAAAUGGAUGGAGGAGCAGGCACAGCAUCUGAUCGAUGCCACCACUGCUGCAUUUAAGGCGGGCAAGAUUACAAACAACCCAUUCGCUGGACCUGCGCCUGGCAACAAACCGGCAGGCGUUUCCAUACCGCCACCCAACAUGGGAGCUCCACCGCGUCCAGGCAUGCCCAACAUGCCGCCGUAUAUGCCACCCAUGAUGAAUCCACUGAUGGCACCCACAGGAAUACGUCCACCGCCCAUUCUCAAUCCGAUGGCCAUGAUGGGGCCGCCUCCACCGUUGGGAACGCUGCCUCCACAAAUGAUGAACGGACCAAAAUAAUAUAGAGCAUGAAAUAGUGGAUUUAAGUCAAUAAAUAGUUAAGACCAGUUACAAAUACAUAAACCAUUUGUAAAAAUUAA
This is a messenger RNA of Drosophila arizonae, 595 nucleotides long. RefSeq names its product small ribonucleoprotein particle U1 subunit C (gene snRNP-U1-C). Gene Ontology annotation, molecular function: pre-mRNA 5'-splice site binding; zinc ion binding. Gene Ontology annotation, cellular component: U1 snRNP; nucleus. Lineage: Eukaryota; Metazoa; Arthropoda; Insecta; Diptera; Drosophilidae. The record is from RefSeq and is a predicted model, not a curated record. Gene Ontology annotation, biological process: mRNA 5'-splice site recognition; spliceosomal snRNP assembly; mRNA splicing, via spliceosome.